GGUGCUCAGAAUGAAUGCUGGGACGACCCCGCCUGCACCGAGGGCGAGGUCUCCGUGUCCCGGGGCCAGCGCGCCGUGAUGACCUGCAACAUCUCCAACCCCUUCACCCACGUCACCGUCCGCCUGCGCACCCCCGGCGUGAGCAGGACCGUCUUCAGUGAGGACACCCCCGGCCGCUUCUCUCGGGGCGGGUGGCAGCUCCUGGUCCAGGGGGGCCAGGCCCAGCUGGUGAUCGGCUCCGCGCGGGACAGCCACGCGGGGCUGUACUCCUGGUGUCUGCGCGGACAGCAGCUGAACCACAGGAGCGUCUCCCUGAAUGUGUCGGGUGAGCCAGGGCGAGGGCGAGGGGGGCUGUGCUCAGCCGCCAACUCCAAGGGCCCAGGACGCCGAGCAACACCCCGGGCGCCCUGGCCAUCGCCCAAGGGUCGCAAACAGCCCCGGCCCCUGCGGCCCUCAGCUCUCUCUGCUCCCCACACAGACGUGGGAGCCCCCCACGCAGCCCCUGGCCAGCUCCCGGGCAGCCUGAGGAGGGCGAGGCCCUGGGGCCUUCAGCGCGGCAUUGGCCGAAGGAUUCACUAUGCUCCAAUAGGUCCUCUUCAGACGUCGCCUCUGCGCCUGGAGAUCCGGGCUCACCCGCUUUGA
Messenger RNA from Perognathus longimembris pacificus (Pacific pocket mouse), 642 nucleotides. RefSeq names its product secreted and transmembrane protein 1-like. NCBI's taxonomy places the organism in Eukaryota, Metazoa, Chordata, Mammalia, Rodentia, Heteromyidae. Gene Ontology annotation, molecular function: cytokine activity. Gene Ontology annotation, biological process: immune response. The transcript has 5 exons. The record is from RefSeq and is a predicted model, not a curated record. The annotation marks the transcript as partial.